GAAAGCAGUCAUACUGGAGAGAAACCCUUUAAAUGCACUCUAUGUGGUAAAGCCUUCCCCUAUACCACUGAUCUCAUAGGGCAUAAAAGAACACACGCAGGAGAGAAGCCUUACAAAUGUAAUCAAUGUGGUAAAGCCUUUGCAAAAAACAGUCACCUCAUAAGCCAUAGAAGAAAACAUACUGGAGAGAAACCUUAUGAAUGUCACCAGUGUGGUAAAGCCUUUGCACGAAACAGUCAUCUCAUAAGGCAUAAAAGAACACACACUGGAGAGAAACCUAACGAAUGUAAUGAGUGUGGCAAAGCCUUUGCAGAAAACAGUCAUCUCAUAAGCCAUAAAAGAACACACACUGGAGAGAAAUCUUAUGAAUGUGACGAGUGUGGUAAAGCCUUUGCAGAAAACAGUACUCUCUUAAGCCAUAAAAGAAUACAUACUGGAGAGAAACCUUAUGAAUGUAACCAGUGUGGUAAAGCCUUUGCACAAAACAGUCAUCUCAUAAUCCAUAAAAGAACACACACUGGAGAGAAACCUUAUGAAUGUAACCAGUGUGGUAAAGCCUUUGCACAAAACAGUGCUCUCAUAAGCCAUAAAAGAAUACAUACUGGAGAAAAACCUUAUGAAUGUAACCAGUGUGGUAAAGCCUUUGCACAAAACAGUCAUCUCAUUAGCCAUAAAAGAACACACACUGGAGAGAAACCUUAUGAAUGUAACCAGUGUGGUAAAGCCUUUGCACAAAGCAGUGUUCUCAUAAGACAUAAAAGAACACAUACUGGA
Messenger RNA from Meriones unguiculatus (Mongolian gerbil), 774 nucleotides. Its product is annotated as zinc finger protein 436-like. Lineage: Eukaryota; Metazoa; Chordata; Mammalia; Rodentia; Muridae. The transcript has a single exon. The record is from RefSeq and is a predicted model, not a curated record. The annotation marks the transcript as partial. Gene Ontology annotation, molecular function: DNA-binding transcription factor activity; RNA polymerase II cis-regulatory region sequence-specific DNA binding. Gene Ontology annotation, biological process: regulation of transcription by RNA polymerase II.